GCCGCUACGGCCGUGCUCUCGGCGUCCCGAGGAUCGAUCCAGACCGACCAGGCGGUGCCAUGGAGCCCACACUCGCCUGGUCCUGAGCGGCGUAGGACGAGCGACCAGCCGGGCCUAAAGUGGGCUUCACUUCCUCUGCAACCAGAGCGCACGGACCGGGCGAAGCGCGGCCAUGGAGGCGAUAUGGCUCUACCAGUUCCGGCUGAUCGUCAUCGGGGACUCGACCGUGGGCAAGUCGUGCCUGAUCCGGCGGUUCACGGAGGGCCGCUUCGCGCAGGUGUCCGACCCCACCGUGGGCGUGGACUUCUUCUCGCGGCUCGUGGAGAUCGAGCCGGGCAAGCGGAUCAAGCUGCAGAUCUGGGACACCGCGGGUCAGGAGCGCUUCAGAUCCAUCACCAGGGCUUACUACCGUAACUCCGUGGGGGGCCUCCUGCUGUUUGACAUUACCAAUCGCCGCUCCUUCCAAAACGUCCACGAUUGGCUGGAGGAGGCUCGCAGCCACGUGCAGCCGCACAGCAUCGUCUUCCUACUGGUCGGCCACAAGUGUGACCUGGAGGCCCAGCGGCAGGUGAGCCGCCAGGAGGCAGAGAAGCUGGCGGGUGCGUACGGCAUGCGCUACGUCGAGACGUCGGCCCGCGACGCCAUCAACGUGGAGCACGCCUUCACCGAGCUCACCAGGGACAUCUUCGCCCUGGUGCGGUCUGGCGACAUCACGAUCCAGGAGGGCUGGGAGGGCGUGAAGAGCGGCUUCGUGCCCAACGUGGUCCACUCCUCGGAAGAGGUGACCAAGAGCGACCGCCGCUGCCUUUGUUGAUCGGGAAGGAGCCGUGGACAGGAGGGAAUGGAGGAUCCGGAGUGGACUGGCUGACAGACUGUCGGCCCUCGGACUUGAACUGCUGGCGGCCCUCUGUUCUGCAGACGAGGGGGUUGGAGGCUGGGGGAACGCCCUACACCUUGAGUGUGGUUGGAUGGCUGACGAGUUGCACCCAUUUCCUGGAGGGGAACAAUCCCAGGUACUAGGACGGCUCCCAGGGUUCAGUUCCUUUAGCUUUGUUUUGAGGAAUCCUGCCUGUAAAUCCCUCCCUGAAGUCUUAAAAGGCCUUAGAAAGAGGAUCCAUUUAGGCUCUUAGCUCCACUCAUCCCUCUCCUCUUCUUCGCAUACUUCUGAAUCUUUUUCUCUCCUCCAAUAUGCAAUUCCAUAACACAAUCACUAACACCUGGACAAAUCACACUGACGUCCACGCUCCUCCUUGCACAUACCAUCCAAACAACCUUAGAUUCAACAUUCCUCAUCAACAAGAGUCUUGUUUCUCUUGUUGUCUUGUGUAACGCCUUGCACUGCACUCCAGCAUCAGAGCCCAGUGAGCGGUCCUAAAAGUUAAGUUCCACUAUCCAAAUCCCACAACAAGCAAAAGAAGCUCUCACCUGUCCUGUUUCUUAUGGUUUCCUUGAGCUGGAAACGAUGCCAAGUACAUUUUGACUGAGAUGGACCAAGACCUAGCUCAACCCCUCCUGUCUAUCCUCAAAUAGGUGGAUUAAUAGGACUGGAGCCAGAAAGUAGCCAGGUCCCUCCUGACUGUGGAACUUCACCUGAAGGAUAUGAAGGGUCCAAAAAAGCAGGAGAGGAUCAGGUAUUUCUUGACAACAAAGACAGACCAGAACACGCAGGCUGGAUGAACGGACUCCACAGAGGCAGACAUUCGUAUGGACAGAACUGCACCACGACUGGAUCAAGCCGACAUGUUUCAGUUUGAGGGCACCAAACCAACCUGAUACAGACACAAGGACACUACAAAGUUCAGCUCCGUUCUGUGGCUUACAUGCUUUUUUUAUGUGUGUGCAUGUGUAGUACAACACCAGACGUGUUUUAGUUUAUUAACUUCACCAGGUCCUUUAAACGCCAGCUUGGGAAAUUCAAUAAUUAGACCUGCACUGAUUCAGCAACUAAAGGGAAACGCUGGCUUUCAUCACUGACUGGUCGCCUCCGAUGCAUAGAUGGUGACCGUUUCUCAGACCAAGCCAAGGAUGCAAUGAAUAACUACUUUUCAAAGCGAUUAAUCUGGUGAUUACUUUGCUAAUUAAUGGGUUGUUUCAUCCAAGAACAACCUUGGAACCACCGUCCCUGAUACUAGGGAGCCCAGGUGCUGUCUUCAGCUGUGUUUUAUUUUGCCUGACCGACGGUUAAAAGCUGGGAUCAGCAUGCUGAGUAUUUUUACAAAAUGAUUAAAGUCAAAGUAGUUGCUGAUUAUUCUCUCGUGAUGAGAAUUAAUCCAAAUUAAUUCAGUGGGAACAUGUCGAGGUGCAGCCUGACAUCAUAAUACUGUUAAAACAUGGUUACAUUCACCAAUAUUUACAAAGAAGAACCUACAGUAAUGUAACGUUAACAAUUAAAUGUACUUUAGAUCACCAACCUUUCUCCUACUUCUUUUAAUAAGAAGAUAUGAACUUGCUACUUUUGACAUAAGAGAGGUUCACUGACAUGUCGUUACUUUAAGCUCUCAUCUUGGAACCACUUAGUUUUAAAUUUAUUUCAAUAAACCUUUUUAUUUCCCAGAGGCCAGGGAGGAAACUCUUAAGUGCAUUGCUUAAUGCGGUUCGCCUUUUUUUUUACAUAGUUCCAAAGACUUUGUUUGUGUUUAAUUUUUACAUGAAUGUAUCAGGUGAGAGACUUUACACCAAGGUGUUAGAAAAGGCGUUAAUGAGAACCACUAAUCAACACAUAUUAUUCUCAUUGGGAGGUUUGACAAAAGAUGAGCUUGGAAAAUUCUUAAAUUAUUAGUUCAUUGCUUUGUACACAGCAAUAUUAUUUACUGAUGUGAGUAACAUGCUGCCAGAAAGACCAGUCCUUCCUGUAAGUAAAGAACCCUGACAACCCCUGAUGCCUUUGUGUUUUUGAAGCUUGACGUUUCAUCCCACAACAGUCUGUUUUCCUUCCUCCGACUCGCUGCAUCAUCACCGGCGCUUUUAAACAUUCCCCAGCGGCCGCCACGGAGCAGACGCUUCAGGAGAGUUUACGUCUGCGUUGGAGGGUGUGGAUCCUUCAUAUUGUCACUUCAGCAUUAUGUCUUUAUAAAAUGUUGCAGACCGUUAUAUGUUGUUUGCUCACAAUAUAUAAUAAUUAAUAAUUACAAUAAAAUAUUUCUGCUUUUCUUUCUUGAUUGACAUAUUCCAUGGAUAUUUAGGUUUAAUUCAGAAGCUAACGUUGAUUUCAGCAAACCAGGACCAGUCAGUGUGUGAAAUAAGCAUCAAACAGUCAAUGUCCCAAUAGUUGCUAGUGGCUGUCAAAGCUCUGGUUAUCAAAGUUAUGGUGCAGAAUUUCCAAUAGCUCACGAGAUAACUCUUGAAAAGGCCACUUUUGCAGCUGUCCGUUCCCUUUUCCAUUUCUUUUUUUAACCAGAGUUUUACACAUUCAUAGUAGCUGAGAAAGCCUCAGGACCUGAAGGGAUCAAGAGCGAGCGCUUUGAAGGGAGCCCCUCAUGUGUUUGAAUGUCUGACAACAAAGCAGCCUUCGCGCCGGUUUCCAGAGAAAUGGACGAGGUGCUUUACAGGCUCUUUGGCAGUGUUGGGUUUCACACACUCACUAAAGAGUUUCUGUGAACACAGCAGCAUCUUCACACAAGCUGACAGCAGUUUUCUGUUUAACACUGGCGUCACUUUGUUACAGAUGUUCACAUUUAUAGUUUAAACCACCUGAAGUCCAAAGAUGCAUUUUAUUGGUCUCCAUUAUUUGUUUGACUAUGUAUUUAUUUUAUAUCCAAAAUUAAGUCAGCUUUUCAAAUUUAAGCUGGGAAACAUCAUAGACCUUUCAAUUAAAUGCAUGCUUAAUCUAUAUAUUCUAUUAUUUUUCAUUUUCAUCUCAUUCUUCUCAAUAUUUCUCAUAUAACAAAAGAACUGUAUAAAAAUUAAACGUUAUCCAAUGUCUGUCUUGACAUUUUUUAAAAAACAAAGUCUGACAUUUCUAAAUAGGACUUGCAUCCCAAGUUUCCCUAAUUCAGAAUUUCAGGAACACAAAUUUCCAGUUUGACGUGUAAUUUUUAUCCUCAUUGGCUCCUCAGUGACAAGGUAGAACAGAUCGGCAGCACUUCAGCAGAUUGCUCCUAAUUCUCUGGUUUCCCACAUCUUUAGACAUCUGUUUGUGGUGGUACUAGAGGGCUGGUUCAGAAGACUUGAAUGUGUCCAGGACAGUUUGAUUCAUUAGUUUUUAAAUUCUUUAAACCACACAUUUUUAAAAAAAAUAAUUUUUUUAGGUAAUUUUUUUUUUACCAACAAUUUUCUUAACCUUUACCUUUAAUAAUGUUGCACAGUUAUUAGUUAUUACUGUUUUUUUCUGUCUGUCUCUGUACCGUUAUACUGCGGCUGAAAUACAGGAAUGUUCCCAUUGUGAGAUCAAUAAAGUCAUAUCUUACAUCAUA
Molecule: messenger RNA, 4412 nt
Organism: Betta splendens (Siamese fighting fish)
Lineage: Eukaryota; Metazoa; Chordata; Actinopteri; Anabantiformes; Osphronemidae
Gene: rab39bb
Product: RAB39B, member RAS oncogene family b
Exons: 4
Coding region: 173-814 (213 amino acids)
Biological process (GO): Rab protein signal transduction
Cellular component (GO): Golgi membrane
Molecular function (GO): GTPase activity; GTP binding
Source: RefSeq, a predicted model, not a curated record